UUCACCUGCUCUCACUCGUGAACGAGUCUCCUGAGUUUGUAAAGAUGCCUCAGCUCCUGGGAGAUGUCCUCUGUGUAAUCGAGACAUUCCGCAAGUACGCCAGGGUGGACAGUGAUGAGGCGACGCUGACCUGCAGAGAGCUGAAGGAGCUCCUCCGGGGCGAGUUUGGGGACAUUCUUCAGCCACCUGCCACCAUCCAGGCUACAGAGAGAAACUUGAAUCUUCCGGAUAUUGACAGCAAUGGCACCACCAGUUUUGAUGAAUUUAUUCUUGCAAUUUUCAACUUGUUGAAAGUCUGUCGUCUUGACAUAGAAUCAUUACUUAAUUCAGAACCUAGACAAGUGUCUAAACCAGAGGAGAUACGAGAUGACAUGGAUCUUCAGGGGACCUGUGGAACUGGCCAGCGGACAGAGGGAACUUCAUCAACUCAAGACAAAGUGGUGUUUCCUCCAGAAAUGGCAUCCUCAACUCAGCUCAGCCCUAAGGAAGUGGGAGCAGCUGGACACGAUAGGGUGAACCCCCAGGGAGACACUACAACUCACAAACUGCCAGGAGAAGCAUCCGGGCACAAUGACCAUAAGAACCAACACCUGGAAGGAGACGAACAGAGCCAGGAAGUGGCCCAAGAUGUAGCAGCAAUAGGAGACAGUGGGGAGACAAAGAAGCCAACAGUAGGAUCAGCACAGAUCAGCAGUCCCUCCAGGAGGAAGAAGCAAGAUAAGGAGAUUCUCAGGAAGGCAGGUAAACCAGCCAGGGAACAAGCUGGCACUAAGACAGGAGAGCAGUUUGGAGAACAGGAAGGGAACUUGGGAAUGCAAAGUUCUCCACUAGGAGAAACAACACAGAGACCAUCUGAAGAUCAGGACGCUGUAGGAGGAGAAAAGGGUGCUAAGGGGCCCUCUAAAACACAGGAGCCACCACUGCAAGGAAAAGAUGAGCCCAGCUCAGACCAUGCUGACCCGCCAGAACAAGCUGCUGCCCAGAAACCAUUUCAGAUGCAGAAAUCAACUGAUCCUGAGGAUGAUAGUGGAACAGCUGAGACCCAAGUACCUCCAGUACAAGAUACCAAAGACCUGCCAGUGCAACGUGACAGCAGAAAUUUUUCAGAAACACUUAAUGUUAGAGUUGAAAGGAAACAGGUAAGAGGCCCUGAGGUCCAUGAAACAGCAGGGCAGAAAGAAAAUGAGAGAAAAACUCAGCCACCAGCCCUGGAAGACCAAACAGAGGACGUGAAGAAUCAGGAACUCCAGGAAUCAGCAAAAGGAAAGAAUGCUGAAGAAGACUCUAAGACACAAAAGUUAAGCUCAGAAGGAAGAGAUCAGAAAUAUCUUGAAAUUGAAGGAGCAGUCAGCCCAGGAGAAGAGGCAGGACACGAUGAGGAAGGCACAGCAGAAGUACCUGUGAGCAGCAAAAACGUCCCUGAAGCAGAAGAGACGCCAGGAGCAAGAGAAGGAACACAGGAGUUGACACGACUCGAGAACCAGUCUGGAGGAGAAAAUAAGAAGGUCACCAAGAUCCAUAACAAGCCAGUCAAGGAGGAUGAUGGUCACCAGAGGGAGGAUCCUGAGCCAACAGUCACACAGACUGAUGAGAGGUCUUCUGAAACCCCCGACAGCCUGACUCCAGAAGAUGGGGACAGCAGCUCAGGGACAAGUGGCCUGUCUGUGCAAGGGGAUUCCCAGCGUCAAGCAGACCCACCCAGAGAGUGUGUGCAAGGAAGUCCCAAUAAUAACCCAGACCACCAGCAGCAGGUAGCCCCAGGUGAGAACAACAGAAUUCACGGGGCAGCGGUGCUGGCAGCUGGAGCAGAGGAUGAGCAGCUCUCCGAGGAACAGGAGUGGCCUGUUGGAAAAGAGCACAGAAGUCAGGGCUCAGGGACCAAAAGCCCAGGGCCAGCAGUGUAGCCCAGUGGACCCCCAGAGGCACAGGAGUCCGCAGUGGGAGAUGAAAACAGAAAGUCCCUGGAGACUGGGCCCCUGGGUGUCCUGAAUGCAGGCUUCACGGGCCAGCUCUCCCCAAGGCAGCUCCCUGCAAAGAAAUGUAGAAGACAGGAGCUAAAGGUCCAGGGCUCAAGGACCAAGGAGGAGGAUGGAGCACCAGAGACCCAGGAGGUGCCAGUACAACGUCUGCAUGAGUACAGUUCAGUCCCCCCAAAGACACACCUGGAGACGGAGGAACCUGCAAAAUGGGAGGAAGAGGAGGAUGAAAGCCCCCAAGAGCUGGCAGGAGAACAGAAUCUAGCCAAGAAGGAACAUGAUCCUUCAGUCCCCAAGUCAGACAUUGAAGGGAGGAUGCAGAGAGACCGAGGGCUCUGUUCUGUGGCAAGGGGUGCAGUCUGUUCGACUCCACUGUACGAGUACCUGCAGGAGAAGAUACGGCAGCAAACAAACAUAGCCCAAAAGGAGCACCAAAAUCAAGCUCAGACAGCCAGUGCACCAAGCCCAGCGCUCCGCGGGGACCAGCGGAGUGCACCCCUCACCAAUGAGCUCUCAGAUGGUCCUGUCUCUUUCAGUGACAGCCAAGCAUUACAACAGUACACCAGGGAGCUUCUGCCUGAUGAGCCCCCUGCUGGUGCAAAGCAAACAGCACCUCCCCAGGCCUCGGAACAUAAGCAGGGUCACCCUCAGAGGGAACCACAAAGGGAAGCAAGCACCCCAAAGCAAUGA
Messenger RNA from Camelus dromedarius (Arabian camel), 2666 nucleotides. RefSeq names its product trichohyalin like 1 (gene TCHHL1). Gene Ontology annotation, molecular function: transition metal ion binding. The record is from RefSeq and is a predicted model, not a curated record. NCBI's taxonomy places the organism in Eukaryota, Metazoa, Chordata, Mammalia, Artiodactyla, Camelidae.